Colletotrichum lupini is the source of this 879-nucleotide messenger RNA. RefSeq lists its product as uncharacterized. NCBI's taxonomy places the organism in Eukaryota, Fungi, Ascomycota, Sordariomycetes, Glomerellales, Glomerellaceae. The transcript is spliced from 5 exons. The record is from RefSeq and is a predicted model, not a curated record. Bases 1 to 879 code for a protein of 292 amino acids.
AUGCAUCACUGCAUACGUACUCACAGCAGGCCAACUGAUGAGUUGGAGGCCGCUGGCCUUAGCUCCUUAGAAAACGCGUUGUUUCAUCCGCGUAUGAGGUCAUGGUGGAGGGCCAAGGCGUUUGUGCUCAUUAAGACACUGCUUAUCCGUCCCGUCAAACAUGACUAUAUGGCUUCACCUGGUUUGAGGUACAGCAAACUCUUUGAUAAUUGUUCUGAUCAUCCAAAUGCUUCAAUCGAAGACCCGCUACCCCUGUCAUGGCCCGGACAUGGGACAUAUGGAGCAUCAGAGAGAAAACGACAUGGAGGAACUCCGGAUGAGGAAUGGACGGCACUCUAUUACCGGUUCCUCCGCAGCUGGCCCGUCUACUCUCACCUAGAACUUCACUCCGUAGCGGUAGGAACAAUCUCUUGCUCGAGGCAGGCCGCAGAGCCAUCUGCAUCCUCAUUUCCCCGGAAUGAACGAAACAGGGCCACCGGAACAGCCACCGACGUAGACCCUGAGUCCCCGCCCAGGGACCAGACCACGACCGUCCAGCGCGCAGAAUCCGCUCCGGGGUCCGGGCCUGCAGAAGACUCCAGAGGCAUCGGCCACAGCGGACUCAGCACCGGAGGCGGGGUGAAUUACGCUCUGAGCUUGAGUCUUGCCGACCUCGAAUUAGUCACUUGCGGCAUCCCACAUUGGUUUGGAUUUGUUUCUUUCCUUUGCAAGCCACGACUCGGCCGGAUCCUCAACGACUCGCGCGACGACCCCCAACCUGUCACACCUGCAACCUUCAACUCAAGUCUCGACCUCAUCACGGACUUCUUCCGGAGAUAUUCUCCCAUUAGGUCGGAAAAACUCUCUGCACAUCAUACUCCCCCGGGAUCAUCCCAUUGA